Messenger RNA from Acipenser ruthenus (sterlet), 1869 nucleotides. RefSeq names its product leukotriene B4 receptor 1-like. Lineage: Eukaryota; Metazoa; Chordata; Actinopteri; Acipenseriformes; Acipenseridae. Gene Ontology annotation, biological process: immune response; G protein-coupled receptor signaling pathway. Gene Ontology annotation, molecular function: G protein-coupled receptor activity. Gene Ontology annotation, cellular component: membrane. Bases 43 to 1080 code for a protein of 345 amino acids. The record is from RefSeq and is a predicted model, not a curated record. The transcript has a single exon.
UAGAGAAAAGCUGUGUGACAGUGUUUGCUGGCAGCCGUCAAGAUGAACGACUCCCAUAUCUACGGUGGAAGUGAAUCAAGCUCAGAGUUCUGGCACAUAGAAAGACCCCUGGCCUGUGUGAUCCUUGGCUUGUCUUUCCUCAUUGGGGUCCCUGGAAACCUGUUGGUCAUUGUGAUCAUUCUGCGCCACAUCAAGGACAGAUCCCACACCGUGGUUCUGAUCCUGAACCUGGCUGUUUGUGACUUUGUGGUCCUCAUCACUCUGCCUAUUUGGAUCUACUCUCUGGCUGAUGCCUGGGUCUUUGGGGAGACGUUCUGCAAGGCAAUGGUGUAUGUAAUCUACUCCAGCAUGUACGGCAGCGUGUUCUUGAUCACGUUGAUGAGCGCAGAUCGCUUUGUAGCCAUCAUCUACCCUUUCGCCAUGCAGAAUUGGAAGAAGAAAGGUGUCUUUCUCAAGGCUUUGGCUGUCAUCUGGAUCCUGGCUUUCCUGUUUGGCAUUCCCACUAUUCUGACACAGAGGGUUGACGAUGUGGAUGGGAAGCUGCAGUGUACUGUCCGGGAGUACACUUCAGAGAUGCAGGAGGUUGUUUGCCUGGUACUGGAGACCUUGGUGGGUUUUGCCAUUCCCUUCUCUGUCUUGUCCAUUUGCUAUGCCUGCGUGGGGAGACGUAUAAAGCAAAUGACUUUCAAGACCAAACAGAAAUCGGCUUCACUGAUUGCCAGCGUGGUGAUCACCUUUGCCUUGUGUUGGUUCCCUCACCACAUAUUCAACCUGAUGACAGUGGUGUCUGUGCUGAUAAGAAAGUCAUAUCCAGAAGCAGCAGACAGGCUUGAUGAAGUGGCCCAGACUGGGGUCUUGGUCUCUGGAGCCUUAGCCUUCAUCAGCAGCUGCAUUAACCCCUUGCUGUACGCCUUCGCUGCACGCCGGUUCCGAAGCAGCCUGAGCGAGUCAGGAUUCAGAAAGCUCUUUCAUUACAUCACCACCUCCACCUCACCCGAGAAGACAAACGAAAUGUCAUUUAUAUCAAGAAAACAAAGUUCUCAAACCGACCACAGUGUUCAGAGCACUCUGACAGUUUAAAUAUGUGACUUGCUGUUAAAGGUACCCAUUUGUUCCCUAUUUCAUGUCCAUAACUAGGUAUUAUACUUAACUGGGUAACAUUGUAUGUAUUAGAGUACAUACAGUAAUGUCAUAUAUACCGUAAAUCCCUUUAUAUGCACAAAAUCAAAUAGUUGUAUUGUGCACUAUAGACAACAUAAUGCAAUUACCAGCUGUUCAAGUUAGCGGGUAAAUGGACAGCCCAAAAUUAGUGACAGUUUUAAAAAGUGCUGAGAGAAGGGGGUUCUAGGAGCAUACAUGGAAUUACAGACAGACACAGAAAGACUUGGAGUGUAGAAACCAGACCCAUCUCUAAGUGUAAAUGUAUAGACAGCACCUUUUUCAGAAUUGUCACAUGAUCUAUUAAUUCUGUAACAAGUUUAAAAAUGCUUUGCAUAGGGAAAUAUACAGAAUAUUUUUUUUUUCAUGGAAAUACACUUGCUCUAGUUUGUAGGUACAAUGCUUAAUUGACAAUCCUGCUUUUUUGUUCUGUGUAUAUGUGUGUCUUAUUAUUCUUAUUGGAUUUUUUUCAUGGAUUACUAAAGCCUGUACUACCAUGUAAAUAAGUUCCAGUCCUUUUGCAAAACAGUUGUCAUGUAUGUUUGUGGUAUUACCCCUGCAUUGUACUAAGAACUGUACUGCAUGUCUCAACUUCUUAGUCAUUACAAAGAAAGCUGUUGCUCAACUCUUCCUCUUUGUUUCAAAUUAUGCUGACAGCAUCUUUGUCUUCUUUGUAUUAAAAUGAGUGAACAAGUGACUCAAUAAAACACA